Molecule: messenger RNA, 1813 nt
Organism: Tarenaya hassleriana
Lineage: Eukaryota; Viridiplantae; Streptophyta; Magnoliopsida; Brassicales; Cleomaceae
Product: DNA cross-link repair protein SNM1
Exons: 9
Coding region: 177-1496 (439 amino acids)
Biological process (GO): protection from non-homologous end joining at telomere; double-strand break repair via nonhomologous end joining; interstrand cross-link repair
Molecular function (GO): damaged DNA binding; 5'-3' DNA exonuclease activity
Source: RefSeq, a predicted model, not a curated record
UGGUCGUGGUUGGGCCGCGUGUCGUGUUCUGACGCUGCUCCUCCCAUGUCGGGCCUUUCCCUUUGUGUCUUUUCCCCUCUUCCUUUCCUUUUUUUUACCAACACUUUGGCGGGCGGGAAAAAAUUAUUCGGUCACACGAAAAAGGCGAUAAUUUUUCCUCUCCCGGUGACGCGAAAAUGGAUUUCUCCGACGAUGACGACGGAGAUGGCGAAGGCGACGAGAGUUUCGCGUCCCAUUUCUACAAGGGUGGUUCGGAUUGGUCUUGUUUGGUCUCAGAGACCGAUCAGAUUUGUCGUGAAACGAACAAGUCGAAGAAGAUGAAACAAGCCAACUUGUUCCAGAUUUGGGGUCUUCAGAAACCGUCUCCGCCGCCUCCUCCUUCUCCGACGAAGAUGAAAUCGAUGGCGAAGAAGACGAAUGUUGUCGGGAAGAGGCUCAGGAACGGUCCGAACACCAAUGGCUCUCCCCGUGCUUGCCCUUUCUACAAGAAGCUUCCAGGAACACCUUUCACUGUCGAUGCCUUUCGCUAUGGCCGAAUCCAUGGAUGCUCUGCUUAUUUCCUUACCCAUUUUCACUAUGACCAUUACGGUGGUCUCUCCAAGGCUUGGUCUCAUGGCCCCAUUUACUGUUCUUCUCUCACCUCUCGUCUUCUCACCCUUUCUCUCUCCAUCAAUCCCUCGUUUAUCCAUCCCUUGGAACUAGACAAGGAAUACACCAUUAAUGGCAUCAAAGUCACGUUGAUUGAAGCUAAUCACUGCCCAGGUGCUGCUCUUAUUCACUUUCGCCUCCCUGAUGGAACAUGCUAUCUGCAUACUGGAGAUUUCAGGGCUUCUAAACAGAUGCAGACUCACCCUCUCCUCGUGAACCGACGAGUUCAUGUGCUAUAUCUGGACACAACAUAUUGUAAUCCGAGAUACAAGUUCCCUUCCAAAGAAGAUGUGUUGAGUUAUGUUGUCAGAAUCACAAAGGAUUUUCUCAGGAAGCAUCCAAAGACUCUGAUUGUGGUCGGUGCUUAUAGCAUUGGAAAAGAAUGUGUCUAUCUCUCCAUUGCCAAAGCACUUGGGGUUAAGAUAUUUGCAAGUGCUUCCAGGAGACGGAUAUUGCAAUCUUUCGGAUGGUCUGAUAUCUCGGAGAAUCUUUGUAGAGAUGGAAGAGAUACAGUUCUGCAUGUUCUGCCUAUAUCGUCAUUGAGGGCCGAUAGAUUGGGAGAGUACUUGAAGGUUUACAGUGAGCAUUAUGCAGCAGUUCUUGCAUUUAGGCCUACUGGUUGGACUUACUCUGAGAAGAUUGGAGAUAAGCUUGAUCUGAUUAGACCUUCUUCUAAGGGCAACAUCGCUAUUUACGGGGUCCCAUAUAGCGAGCAUUCGAGCUUCACAGAACUCUGCGAGUUUGUUCAAUUUCUAAAGCCAGAUAAGAUCAUUCCUACUGUGAACGUUUCGAAUGCCGGUACCCGUGAAAAGAUGCAAUCACAUUUCAGAGAAUGGCUCAGAAGCUGAGGCAGAUUUAGUGGAGCCUGGAUUCUGUUUGGCAAGAGAAUCUCUUCCCUUCUGCAUAUAUACAUACAUAUAUGUGUGUAUAUAUAUAAGCAGAAACCUCACAAUUCUGGAUGUAAAGCCAAGAUAUGAACUUUGGAAAGCAGAAAUUUCAGAGUUGAAGCAGCCAUUGGAAGGAUCAUACUACGAAAUUCUCAAUUGUAUUUCUUGAUUACUGUCUCUUAUAACCAAACAGCUUUUAGACCUUCGACAGUUCCAUCCUUCUUAGUUACGAUGUUUUAUGCUUGCACUCAUUUGUCCAAAUGCCUUUGCCUGUUUCA